Molecule: messenger RNA, 2865 nt
Organism: Trifolium pratense (red clover)
Lineage: Eukaryota; Viridiplantae; Streptophyta; Magnoliopsida; Fabales; Fabaceae
Product: probable acyl-CoA dehydrogenase IBR3
Exons: 17
Coding region: 133-2580 (815 amino acids)
Molecular function (GO): oxidoreductase activity, acting on the CH-CH group of donors; flavin adenine dinucleotide binding
Source: RefSeq, a predicted model, not a curated record
GUAAUUAUCGAAACAAGAUUGAGUUGAUCAUGUUCAACACGUCACUGCUACUUACACCCCCCAAAACAAAACCGCACACUCCAUCUUUCUUCUUCAAUCUUUCUCUGUGAUUGUUACAGAUCAAAUUUGGCUAUGUCAUCUACUCACCAUUUCAACCAUGAUUCACUCCUCCGUUAUUGUUCUUCCAACGUUUCUGGCUUCCCUAUUUCACCAACUCACUUCAAUCUCUCUCAGUUUGGACAUGGACAGUCAAAUCCAACAUACUUGAUGGAAGUUGGUUUGAAUGGACCAAUUGUGAAGAAAUAUGUUCUUAGGAAAAAGCCACCUGGGACAUUGUUGGCUUCAGCUCAUGCUGUUGAAAGAGAGUUUCUGGUUCUCCAGGCUCUAGGCAAUAAUACCAAUGUUCCAGUCCCUAAAGUUUUCUGUCUGUGCAAUGAUUCAACUGUUAUUGGAACACCAUUUUAUAUCAUGGAGUAUUUGGAAGGACGGAUAUUUAUUGAUCCCAAAUUACCAGGUUUGGCGCCAGAAAGUAGGAGGGCGAUUUAUCGUGACACUGCUAAAACCUUAGCUUCUUUACAUUCUGCUAAUGUGGAUUCUGUUGGUUUGGGAAAUUACGGGCGACGUAAUGAUUAUUGCAAAAGACAGAUUGAGAGAUGGGCUAAGCAAUAUGUCUCCUCAACCAAUGAGGGUAAACCUGCAAGCAAUCCAAAAAUGUUUGCGUUGAUUGAUUGGCUACGACAACAUAUUCCUUCUGAAGAUUCUUCAGGAGCAACAGCGGGUGUGGUUCAUGGAGAUUUUCGCAUUGACAAUCUUGUGUUCCAUCCCACAGAGGAUCGAGUAAUCGGCAUACUUGACUGGGAACUGUCUACCCUUGGUAACCAAAUGUGUGAUGUUUCAUAUAUGUGUAUGUCUUAUAUCAAAGAUAUUGGCGAAAAAGAAGUAAAGGAAGGUAUGGAACGUGCUGGAUUACCGGCAGGAAUUCCUUCCCUACCAGAAUUUUUAGCUGACUAUUGUUCUCUGGCAGGAAGAAAAUGGCCUGUUGCUGAAUGGAAGUUCUAUGUUGCCUUUUCGUUUUUCCGUGGGGCUUCAAUUUAUGCAGGAGUGUAUAAUAGAUGGGUUAAGGGUAAUGCAUCCGGUGGUGAGCGUGCUCGUUACACAGAAGUACUUGCAAAUGGACUUAUAUCAGCUGCUUGGGAAUUUAUUGAACGCAAAGUUGCGCUUCCUCAGCAUCCUCCUUCAGGUUCAAAUGCAAAAGAAUUAGUUAAGGGUAAUGCUAUUCAGGGCCUCCCGAAUGAGGGGAGGUUUGCUCCUAAUCAAAAGGUUGUAGUGCUGAGGAAUAAAAUAAUUAAGUUCAUGGAGGAACAUAUAUACCCUAUGGAAGAAGAAUUUUCUAAACUUGCUCAGUCGGAAGCACGUUGGACUAUUCACCCAGCAGAGGAAAAAUUGAAGGAGUUAGCAAAGAAAGAAGGCUUGUGGAACUUAUGGAUUCCUGUUGAUAGUGCUGCGAGGGCAAGGAAAAUUCUGUUUGAUGGGAGCGAUAAUAAUCUCUCUACUGAUUCAAAUGACUUGUUGUUAGGUGCUGGUCUAACAAAUCUCGAAUAUGGAUACCUUUGUGAGUUCAUGGGUCAUUCUGUUUGGGCUCCACAAAUAUUUAAUUGUGGUGCGCCUGACACUGGUAAUAUGGAGGUUUUAUUGCGCAAUGGAAAUAAAGAACAAAUGCUACAAUGGCUUAUUCCUUUGCUUGAGGGGAAGAUUAGGUCUGGAUUUGCAAUGACAGAACCAAAAGUUGCAUCUUCUGAUGCAACCAAUAUUGAGUGUUCCAUCAAAAGGCAAGGAGAUUCAUAUAUUAUAAAUGGGACAAAAUGGUGGACUAGUGGUGCUAUGGAUCCAAGAUGUAAAAUUCUUAUACUCAUGGGGAAAACUGACUUCAAUGCAGCGAGACAUAAACAACAAUCGAUGAUUUUAGUGGAUACUCAGACUCCUGGUGUUCACAUAAAGAGACCUUUGACGGUGUUUGGCUUUGAUGAUGCGCCUCAUGGACAUGCAGAAGUAAUAUUUGACAAUGUUCGUGUGCCUGCCACAAACAUCUUAAUGGGAGAAGGACGUGGAUUUGAGAUUGCUCAAGCUAGGUUAGGUCCUGGAAGGUUGCACCAUUGUAUGAGACUAAUAGGCGCUGCUGAGCGAGGCAUGCAACUGAUGGCUCAAAGAGCUCUUAAUAGAAAAGCAUUUGGGAAAUUGAUUGCACAACAUGGUUCGUUUAUUUCAGAUUUGGCCAAGUGCCGAGUAGAGCUAGAGAAGACUAGGUUGCUGGUGUUGGAAGCCGCGGACCAGCUUGAUCGGUAUGGAAACAAAAAAGCUCGAGGGAUAAUUGCAAUGGCGAAGGUAGCUGCGCCAAACAUGGCACUACAGGUACUUGACAUGGCAAUGCAAGUGCAUGGAGCAGCUGGUUUAUCGUCUGACACGGUCCUUGCACAUCUGUGGGCAACUGCAAGGACGUUGAGAAUUGCAGAUGGUCCGGACGAAGUCCACCUCGGUACCAUAGGAAAGUUAGAGUUAGAAUUACAAAGAGCUAAGCUUUGAGAACAAAAAGAAAGUCACCAAAUAAAAGCUCAUGAAAGGGGAAUUCAUAAUCCCUCUAAUAAAGUGUUCUGAGGGAAAAACAUAUAUAUAAGAGUUCUGAGAUGCUUUUUGGAAGCAUUAUGUAAUCUAUAGGAGUUUUUUUUUUUUUUUUUUUUUUUUUUUUUUUUUUUAUCAAAAUAAGCUUUUUCAUUGUAUAUUCCAGGUAUAUGACUCUUUUAAUUUCUUAUUAAAGAAUUACCUGGUCUCGAGUAUAAGCAAGAAAGUACAGAUGAUGUAAUUCCUAAA